AUGUGCAGUAUCUCAGGUGGACAAAGCGUGGACCUUCCUCUUCGCCCUAGGGCUCGCGUCUGGCUGCCGGCUGAACCUUCCACCUCAAAUGAGAUUGAGGAAAUCCUCAAGUACUGCAAUCCCUCUCUCCCCACGCAUGACUGGAGGGUUAUAAGGCUGGAGAGAACCGAUGAACCAUAUCAGCAAGCGUUGAUAAUGCUUAACGAGGAGUCCAUCGGUCCUCUCAGCAAAACCAAGGGAGCCAUCAGCUAUGUUUUCAAAAUGGUUGUGCUAAAGGUACUCCCAACUGAUACCAGGACUGAUGGCACCCAAGCUGCAGAUGCAGGGGAGAAGGCCGACGGCGUUAGCGAUGGUCAAGCGACCAUAGAAAACGACCCAAACCUCUCGGACGUGGCGAGUUCUGGAGGCGGUUCGUCGAUUGGCGAUUCCGUCUUCAGCCUCGAACAACUGUUUGAGGAGGUGAGGGUCGAUUACGACAUGAGCGCUGAACUGGCGCUCCAAAAGGAGAGUCUGAAGGAUGAAAUUCCUCCAGAUUAUUGCAAUGCUGACAUAGUAACAGCAAAACUGGAGUGCGAUACCGGAAAUGUCUGGAUUAUCUCCGCGUAUAUGCCGCACGAUGAUGCGGUGGAGCCACCUCCCGUAUUGCUAAGGAAGACCUUGGCUGAAGCGUCCCGGAAUGGUGCCGACGUCAUCAUCGGCUCGGACGCCAACUCGCGACACUCGAUCUGGGGCAGCUCUGAUGCAAAUAAUAGAGGCGGAGGUUCUCGACCUAACCCUAGUCUCUCAUGUGAUUGCCCCGCUGAUCUCAAAUUGGAGGGUCCUCGAUGA
Bactrocera neohumeralis is the source of this 828-nucleotide messenger RNA. RefSeq lists its product as uncharacterized. The transcript has 4 exons. The record is from RefSeq and is a predicted model, not a curated record. Lineage: Eukaryota; Metazoa; Arthropoda; Insecta; Diptera; Tephritidae. The coding region runs from base 1 to 828 and encodes 275 amino acids.